AUGAUGAAGCGUACCGUUGCCAAGUGUGGCGGGCUUCCCAAAGUAAUAACUGCUAUAGGUGAAUGCACCAACAGUGAUUUGUUGGAGGGUUUCAGUGACGAGUUCAUGCGCAUUUUGGAGACCAGCCAAGAAUUCAAUACCUUAAAGGGUCUAUUUUCUUGGAUGCAGUCCUACUUCGAUGAUUGCUCAGAUUCAGUCAAGCCAUGCAUCUUCUAUCUGGCGGUCUUCCCUGCAGAUUACAAUGUUAGGAAGAGGCGUUUGCUCAGACGGUGGAUUGCAGAAGGUUACUCCAGGGACACAUCUGCAGGUAUUACCGCAGAGGAGAAUGGGGAAAGGCUAUUCUCAGAGCUCAUGGAGUUGAGUGUAAUUCAGCAGCAGUCACCGAUUAUAAGCACCAAGCUCAUCAGCACAUGCCAAGUCAAUGGUUUCUUCCGCGAAUACAUCAUCUCACGGCCAAUGGAGGAUAACCUUGUGUUUGCACUUGAAGGGCAUUGCAGCCUCAACUCGCAUCGCACUGGACAACACCUCACCAUAGGCAACACCUGGGACAGAGAUGAGGCUGUGUUCAAGAGCAUGGACUUGUCACGGCUACGGUCUUUCACAGUGUUUGGGGAGUGGAAGUCAUUCCUUAUCUCUUCUUCCAGCAGCAAUAUGAGACUGCUUCGGGUGCUUGAUCUCGAGGACACCACGAAUCUAACAGAUGAUCACCUACACAAGAUCGGAAAGCUACCACCUCGCCUUAAGUUCCUCUCGCUACGAGGAUGCAUCCACAUCACAUACCUGCCCGAUUCAGUGGGUAAGCUCAGGCAGCUGCAGACACUGGACGUCACGGGCAUAUCCAUUGUCACAAUGGCAGAAAGCAUCAUCAACCUAAACAAGCUGCAGUAUACCCGUGCCGGCAUCACCGACGAUUCAACAGCAUCAACAGUACCGCCUGUUUCCUCUUGGUUGCCUAAUGUGUGCAGACAUCGUUGCCUAGUUGGUGUUGAGGUGCCUGGAGAGAUCGGGAAACUGACAGCAUUGCACACGCUUGGUGUCAUUAACGUCGCCGCUUCAGGGGCAAAGGUCUUCUUGCCAGAGCUCAAGAAGCUAACCCAAUUGUGCAAGCUCAGAGUGUCCGGCAUCAACAAGCAUAACAGCAAGCAGUUCUUCUAUGCAAUCUCAGAGCAUGGUCAUUUUGAAUCCCUGUCUAUGCGCCUCAACAAGGACAACAAUCAAGGUUGUUGCUUGGAUGGCAUUCCCCUGCCUUUGAAGAACCUGCGGAGCCUUAAACUGCACGGGCUUAAUAAUAAAUUGCCAGAAUGGGGAAGUGACCAACUUAGCAAGCUCGUAAAAUUGGAUUUAGAGAUGGCCACUUUAAUGGAAGGUGACAUAGAGUUCCUUGGCAAGCUACCACAACUAUGUAUUCUUCGCAUCAAGCAGCUUCAAGAUCCUCAGCUCCAUUUCCAUGUCCAUGUGAAUGGAGAAGAAAACGACUGUUAUGAAAAUGUCAAAGUCCUGGAGAUUGCUUGCAGCUCCAGCUCCAGCAGCUUUCAAGUGACUUUUGGAUGCAAAGCAAUGAAAAAACUUGAGAAGUUCAAGGUCGACUGCCCCAGUGUGUCUUCAUUUCAGUUUUCUGGCUUGGAGCAUCUUUCUGGACUCAGGGAAUUCUUGCGUAACUAAGGUUUCAGUGCCCAAACACUCAGCAAAGAAUGGUGGUUGCCAACUUGCCAAACACUCGAGCAACAGAAAUCACAAACCUUGUUGUGCAGCUCCACGAUCAUCCCGAGGGGGGUCGACGCUGUGUAAUGUUUAUGUACAAAUAGGGUUGGUUAUUCUUAUGCUUAGUUGGAUUUCCGCUCAACUUCAUCGUGGGCUGUGGCUGAUGUGCUGUUGUGGAUACAUUGAUACCGUGUUAAAUUUAUUGUCUCCUCGGUAGAUAGAAAGGAGCCAGUUUGCUCAGUGUCUCAAGUAUUGACAUAAAUCAAAUAGGUAAUUUGUCAACAUAUCUGAGUUUAGAAUGUCAAUAGGUGCCUGGUUGAGUAGAAGUACUGCAGUUGUUGUUGGUGAUCUCACCUCAAAUGUUUGGUUGGUUUUGUGCAUA
Triticum aestivum (bread wheat) is the source of this 2083-nucleotide messenger RNA. Its product is annotated as disease resistance protein Pik-2-like. Gene Ontology annotation, biological process: defense response to other organism. The record is from RefSeq and is a predicted model, not a curated record. The transcript has a single exon. Lineage: Eukaryota; Viridiplantae; Streptophyta; Magnoliopsida; Poales; Poaceae. The coding region runs from base 1 to 1662 and encodes 553 amino acids.